Loa loa (African eye worm) is the source of this 613-nucleotide messenger RNA. RefSeq lists its product as hypothetical. The transcript is spliced from 3 exons. The record is from RefSeq and is a predicted model, not a curated record. Gene Ontology annotation, biological process: mRNA 5'-splice site recognition; spliceosomal snRNP assembly; mRNA splicing, via spliceosome. Gene Ontology annotation, cellular component: U1 snRNP; nucleus. Lineage: Eukaryota; Metazoa; Nematoda; Chromadorea; Rhabditida; Onchocercidae. The coding region runs from base 94 to 480 and encodes 128 amino acids. Gene Ontology annotation, molecular function: pre-mRNA 5'-splice site binding; zinc ion binding.
CCAUAAUUGCAGCUCAGAAACGCUUGAGGAAGUGCAAUCAACCAAAUUGCAACUUGCUGCUGCAUUGAAGAAUUGUUCUUCCGUUCCAGAGAUAUGCCAAAAUAUUACUGUGAUUACUGUGACACCUUCUUGACGCAUGACUCACCAUCUGUUCGAAAAACUCAUAACGGUGGCCGAAAGCAUAAGGAAAACGUGCGAAUGUUCUAUCAAAAGUGGAUGGAAGAGCAGGCGCAAAAAUUAGUGGAUGCUACUGCGCGAGCAUUUACGCAAGGACGUAUGGGUAGUAGUCAAGGAGCUGCCCCUCGAAUGCCCAUGACAGUAGGUGGACCCAGACCACCGAUCAUGGCACCAGUUGGCGGUCCAGCGGUUCGAGGUCCAGUGCCAUUUCCUUAUCCACCAAUGGGUGCUCCGAUGGGACCGCCAAUGAUGAUGAGGCCACCGUUCAUGAUGCCGACUGGACCGCGUCGCGAGAUGCGAUAAUAGUUUUAUUCCUGUUCAGUUAUUUAUGGGAAGUGAUAAUACCUUUGUUAUGCUUUAAAUAUUCUAACCAGAUCUGGCAGAACAACAGAUCUGCUGAAAUUAUUUGGGAGGAAUAGUAGCGAUUGUUCAGUCC